AUGACAGGUCUUCGGGACAUCGCACCGCCGAGUUCUGGAGGAAAAGAAGUGACUUCAGAAUUCGACAGUCGACACAACGUAACGCGCUUGCAGUGCAAGUCUGUUUUUAGCCACGGCACUUGUAAGGCGCCUGCCAAAGAGAACGACAAUCGGGUCUAUCCCCAGGCGAAUGCUGCCGGCAAGCAUUCGCCCGGAGUCUAUCGGUGCAUCCAUGCCCCUCGCGUUGCGAUCCGCGCCGCACCGGCGGCCAACGCUGAGGUCUUGGACACAAUCCGCCCUGGGGAUCUGGUCCGUGUAGCCGAGAUCGAAGCUGGGCACUGGGCCCGCUUGGACGACGACGAGGUCUGGGCUCGCUGGACAAUGAACUGGCCGCGCUGGCCCAAAGGUGUGACGGAGGACGGCGAGGAUAUCGGUGCUGGUGCUGCCAACAAGGCGGCUGUUCCCACGGCGGCUUACAUUCUCAUUGAUGGCACGCAGGUUGGCUUGAAGACGCAGCUGAUUGAGCGGCUUCCUGAUGACGAGGCGGAGAAGGCGCAGUGGCCUUUCGGCAAGGCCCUCGAGCACCACUGUGCCGAGGUGAACGCGGCCUAUCAGCGCCAGGUCCCGGAGGCAGCCAAGGCCUUGCGGCAGAGGUUUGUGGAUGCUGCGCUCAAAUACGUCGGCAUCCCCUAUCACCGAAGCUACCACGAUCCUGCCAGUGCGAAGUGCAAGCCUGGCAGCAAGCUCAAGGAUGCACCCCUCUUUUUGGAUAACAUCCAACUUGUGCAGAAGGUGGUCGAGGACCUCAAGCAGGAGUUUGGCUUCUUGCUGAUCUCGAACUGCAAGCCUGUGCACUGCCGCACCACGCUGCCCAUCUCUUUUGAGGAUCCAGCCGACUGCGAACCCGGGGACCUCAUCUUUCACGAGGAACUCGACGUGGAAGGGGCGCCGUCCGGGCGGAUCUCGCAUGUGGAGAUCUUCAUCGGCGGCGCCACUGGCCGCGAGUCUCUGGGCUCCAUGCCCUGGAAUGCGCAUCCGCGAACGCAGGAGAAGGACGGCGUGCAGAUCUUCGAGGACUACAGGAUCGCCAAAGAGACGGGAAAGGUGGACUACCGUCUCCACUGCCAUUCCAUCCGCACCUGGCUGCUGUCAGAGGAGCGAUGGCCGUCCACGCAGCAUAUGAUGAAUAGGCCCAGAGGCCCACCUCCAUUCCCACUUCGUUUGCCUGCGCCCGCUCGCUCCUCGCAGCCGAUUGUGCACAAAGCAGCCGACGCAGCCGACGCCGCGCUUGUGCAGCAGAGAGUGCUGGGUUCCUGCUGCUCGGUACCAGACCUUCCAGACCCAAGCUUUGUACGUGCUAGCAACGAUGCUUCGGCGGCCUCUUCACAUUUGCAACUGCAGCAAAUGUCAUCUUCCUACUUUGUUGGAUGA
This is a messenger RNA of Symbiodinium sp. CCMP2592, 1410 nucleotides long. Lineage: Eukaryota; Dinophyceae; Suessiales; Symbiodiniaceae. The record is from the annotation of a GenBank genome assembly.